CCUUAAUGUUAUUAGGGUGCCUGUUUAUAUUAUAGCAAUGGCAGAAAGCAAGGAUGAAAUCCUCUCUCCUGACAAUUCUGACGACCAGAUAAAGUUCAGAGAUCCUUUGAUAAGUGGAUUUGAUGCUAGUGAUGGCGAAAUGGAGAGCUUAAGUUUAGAUGCAUCAGCGAAAUCAGAACCCAGUGUUUCUAGAAGUUCAAGUUUGAUGGCAAAUCUUAGUCGCUAUGACGAUUGUAUGGAUGAUGAAACAAGAGACUUAUUUGUAGUUGUGGAUGAUCCAGAAAAACAUACAAGUACACUGGAGGCAUAUGUGACCUUUAGGAUAACAAUAAAAACAACAAGAUGUGAAUUUGAUGACAGUCAGUACCAGGUCCGUCGGAGAUACAAUGACUUCCUUUGGCUGAGACAAAGACUUGAGGAGACGUAUCCUACUCAUCUUGUACCUCCCCUUCCAGAGAAACAUAGUCUACGUAGACUUGACAGGUUUAGUCCAGAAUUCCUGAAAGUUCGACAGCAGGCGUUACAAAAAUUUCUCACUCGAUUGGCAGAUCAUCCUGUUCUUUCUUUUGAUAAGAAUUUCCAAGUAUUCCUGACAGCAAAAGCAUGGGAGUUUCAAGCCCAUAAAAAGCAUGGGACCGGUAUCCUUACCAGAAUGUCAGAUUCCAUUCACAACAUUAGUGCUUCUUACAUGAUGAAAAAUCGAAGUCCAGAAUUCACUAUGGUAUAUGAGUAUGUACAAAAUUUUGCUGAGAAGCUCAGUGUCAUAGAUCGCAUAUCACAGAGGAUUGUCAAGGAACAGACAGAUUAUGUGCUUGAGUUGUGUGAGUGGGGACCUAUCUAUACACUGUGGUCAAACUCUGAAGACCAGCUGACAUGCCCACUGCUUGCCAUGUCCAGAGCUGUGGACAUUUGUGCCCAGACCCUUAAGGAAACAAUUGAAUCAACAGAAGAUAAUUUUUCACAGCCCUUAAAGGAAUACAUCUUGUACACAGAUGCUAUAAAAGCAGUUUUGAGGAGAAGAGAUGCAAUACAAAUGGAAUAUGAGUCAACGAUUGAUGAGCUCAACCGGAGGAAGGAUGAGCGUGAACAUGUUAAAAUAUCUGACCAGACUUACUCUAUUGGUGCCUUCCUUGGCAAAGAUCCCGAGGAUGUCAAACAGCAGAAGCAAAACCGAGUGGAUCAGCAGAUUGAAGAGCUAACCAAGAAGAUGGAGGUACUAAAUGAUAAGACUGUGUGUGCUGACACAGACCUCCGGGUGGACAUGGAACGAUGGCACAAAAAUAAACAAAAGGAUCUCAAAGAAAUCUUCAUAGAAGCUGCUGACAGACAGAUUCUGUAUUAUGAAAAGUGUCUGAAGGCUUGGGAGGAUGCAAUUAGAGCCAUUCAAGCUAAGGAUAUUUCUCAGGAAGUUCCAGCGUCACAGCUGACAGAGAUUUCACCUAACAACACAUCAUCUGAAGAUCGCGGGGACACAAUGGAAGACUCCAGCACAACCAGUGGUCCUAACGAAGGGGGUAGUGGCUCCAUCAGCGAACCGUCGGUGUGAACAGAGGCGGGUUGACAAUAAGACUUCAACAAAUUGUUCAUGUGUACUCGUGACUUAAUACUGUGAGGUCAAUUCAGGUAGAUUGUGAUAUUGUAGGAUCUAGUCGAAUUGCCCUGAUUUUUAACCUCCUAUUGUAUGACACACAAAAAUUUCUAGAUACAAGUAGGCUUUAGACUUGAAAUUGACCUCUGUCUCAAGUUUUUUCAUCGUAUAGAGAAACUUAUUUGCAGGUUGUAACUCAUGUAUAGUUGUAAAAUGUAAGUGUGCAUUAAUCAGUAUUCCAUGACAUGUAAAAUUGAUUGCACAUUUGUAUGUACCAAAGUUUGUAACAAGAACCAGGUUUUCUUACAAAAUCAAACUGUGAUUUAAUCGUUACGUAGGUCCUUCAUGUGUAGAAGAACUCUUAGGCUUGUCAGUAGUAUACUCAUAGUAUGUACAUGUAUUUACAAUUCCUAAGUUUUAUGUAACAGAUGAAUUGAUUUGGAGCAUAUCUGUGUUACAUUUUUUUAAAAGAGGAAAUGAAUGGAAUCCGAUUUUAACUUUGUGCUACACAUUCCAUAUAUAUUGUAUUGGUUGGUAUGUACACCGUGUUCUGUGUAUGUGUACAUGGUAGGUUUCAAAACCCUGAAAGUGUUACUAGGUUUCCCCCAACUCUUGUUGUUGAUUAUAAAAUAUACAACAUUUCAAGAAAAUAUUUACAACUAGCUUAGAACUACAGCUGUCAACCCAAUUGAAAUAUACAUGUACAUAUAGAUACACAAGUGCAUACACUAAUUUUUUUAUGUCUAUCUUUAGAUGGGAUGCAUGGUGGAACAAUGAUGUCUGUCUGUUUGUCCGUCCGGUUUUUCUUCACUGUUUUCCUUUAUGUUACACACAUUGUGUACCUUCUUUGUGAAAAACUUUAAAUUGUGUUCAUCUUGUGUUCACCCCUUGUAUUGUAAAAGUUAUGCCCCUUUAUGCAAAAAACAGAAAGAAAGAUUACGUGUUGAGAGAGCAUGGCUUGUCCAUCUAACUUCCCUCGCCGGUAAGACCAUCUUAGUUCACACUGUGUCUGGGAAUUGAAGAUAUGCAUAUGACAUUUGGUUUUCUUUUAAUUUCAUGGAAAUUUUUUGUAGGUUGCUGCACCUAGGCAGAUUUUUUAAAUUUUUGUACAAGGAGCAUAGGUUGUCCUUUCACAGGAUUUAAGCUAUGGUUGUAUGAAUUCUCAGUUUUACAUGGAUAUCAAUCUGAUUAACAUGGAUAUGUGCAUAUUACAUGGAUUUGGACUUGGAAACUGCAGGUUGUUAAAUGUGGGAAAUGUCUUUGGAAUUUUUUUUAAAACUUUCAUACAUAGCAUAUCUAAAGUUAAUAUGUCAUUAAUUUAUUCGCUGAUAAAUUAAAAAUUUAUGUUACUUUUUUAAAAACUAUAUUAUACUAGAUACUGUAACCAACUUUUAUUUGUUACGACUUUACCAGUGAUAAACUGGGGACUGAUUUUCGGGACAGAGAUAAUAUUACACAAAUAUAAGAUACAUUAAAGGACUGGUUAACGAUGAGAAAUAUUCACAAUGACAAAGUUCUCAAGAACUGUUUGAAAAUUUCUCGCAUACAAUUAAAAAUUAGUUUACAUUAUACAGCAUCAUGGCUUUGAACUGAAAUACAAUUUUAAUUAUCAAGGAAUUUCACAAUUUUUUCAAAGUUAUUUUCUGAGUGGAUUUAAUUGUGAGCACUUCUCUCCGUUGGCAUUUGGAUUUUUUUUUUUUUUUUUUUUUUUUUUUAUACAUAAAAUUCACAUUUAUUGAAUGUUAUGAAUAAUGGAUUGAUACACUGACUUUUAAACUGUCUCUAAAAAAUCUGGAUAUGAAGACAGAUGUUUUUGGUACUAUUGGUGGUUUUCUUGAAAUCAGGGUAGAGUCCCCAAGAUGAAAUUGGCCUAUUAGAGCUGUUAAAGAAUCAAUUAGCUUUCCAAGCCAAUAUCCUUGGUCCAUAUAGCUCUAAAUAAUACAGUGUUAUUUUGCUGUAAAUUCAAUUCAAGGUCAUGUGUGUUUCACAAAGAAGUAGAAUAGUUUUUAAGUGCAUUAAUGGUAAAGUGAACAACUAAUAUGUGUUGAUUGAAGUUGGCCAUUAUGUUAAUGAAAGUUUUCAGGAUUCUGAAAUUGAUUUUUACUUAUGCUUCAUGUUGAUUUUCUAAAUGAAUAAGAAAGAUCAUCCUGUUUUCAAAUAAACAAUUAAAUUGUUAAUGGUAAAACUUAGAGAGAAAAAAAUGAAUUUGAUCAGAACAAGUAGUUUUAAUUGUCUAAUGUGUAUAGACUACUUGUAUUUGUUGUAAUUACCAGUACAAAGAGUUAUAAUCAAAACAUUUAUACCGUUAUACGCUAUAUAUACGAGAAUCAUUUGUUUUCUUCUAUAUUUUACUACCUACGUGAUCAUUUACCAGAACCCGAGUCAUUUUCAAAAAUCAUGAUGAACCUUGGUGAUUUAUUGAAUUUCAUGCAUUUUUAUAACCUUUGUAGAACAUGCUUUUUAUCCACAAUAGACAGGUACAAUGUGUAUUAGAGCAAGUUUUAUACAGUAGCAUCCUCUUAAUGUGAUGUCUUAUUUUCCUAGAAAAGUCCCCAAAAGGCCACUUCCAUCUUCACAAGUCAAGGGUUAUUGAUUCGUUACCAAGCGAAGCAAUGAAUCAAUAAGACGGACCUCUUCAUGUACACAAAAUUAAGGUCAUAAAGCAUUUCAAGAACAGCGAUUAGAGGUGUAAAAAAAAUAAUUUGAUAGGAUUGCAUUUUCCUGGUAGCUUGUGUUUUAGUGCAUUGGGGCAUUAUUAAUCCUGUUUUUAGGCCAUUUCAGUGGCCAUUAUGUAUGCACAACAGGUAAUUAGUGAUUUUCACCUCUGAAGACAGUGUAGAUGUGUGAAGUAAAAUGUGGACAGUAUUUUGACAUCAUAAUAAAGAGGUUUUGGAUCAGGAGGCAUCAUAAUAAUAAGGUUUACAUUAAUUUAUUAAGAAAUGGUUUUGUGUUUUGAAAAAAAUAUCACAAUAUACCACAAAAUCAUAUUAAACGAUGAUCUCAUUAAGGGGGUUCUACUGUUCUACCCACUGUUAACAUACACAGCUGUCAAAUGUUAAAGUAUUUCAAUGCUAAAAGAAGAGUGAAAUGGACAUAUACUGUACAGGUGGUUAAUUCAUUGUUUUAUGUAGGUGGUAUUUAAUUCAACGCUGUUUUCCGAAAGCUCCACAUAAAUACAAUAAUUGUCUUUUUGGAUACAAUUUGUAUAAUCAGAAUUGUAAGGUUGUUUUGUACUUUAGAGAGAUUUUUUUUGUUACAAGAUUUUUUUCUUUCAAGUUUAUAGCAUUUAAGACUUCCAUGUGUUUGGUGUUUAUCUCUCCUUCCACUGUCGGUAAUGCGGACGCAAUUUUCAGGCAUUGUUUUUACAAAAUUCUCCAGCAUUUUAAAGUGUCUAUCAUCUUCUAAGUAUUAAAAUUGUUCGCUCCUGUAGUGUUCCAAAACAUGAAAAUGAAAUUCAAAAGUAUGAACAGAACCCAUCAUCAAUCACGCUUCACUAAACUCACUUAAUGAGUGAGUGUAGUGAAGCAUGACCAGCAUUGAGUUUCUGACGAUGACAUCACAGGAGAGAAUUUCAGCAUAGGAUAUACAAUAUGAUAUUAUGGUCAUUUUAAUUGAUGUAAAGUAAAUACAGUUUGGAAAGGAAGAAAGAGUGUUAAUUUGUACUUGUAUAUAUAAUGUGAUAAAAUUACAUAAUUGUAAAAAUUACAGUAAAGCUUAAUUACAGAAUCCCUAUAAUUGGAUGCAUUUAAAUGCCGACUUUCUUAAUCAUGUACUCGCUUGUUUACAGUCAAGUAAUUUCACUGUAUGAGGUGUCAGAUUUUUAUAUACUUCUAUCAGUAUUUGAUUAACUACUGUAAUACACAUGUAUUGCUGUUUUCUAGUUCUAAAACAGAGGAGAGCAAAUUUCCUUUGACUUGUCAGGUGUCAAAAAAAGAAUGUCAAAGUAAAAGACUUGAAGGUGAAUUGAUGAAGUAUAAAAGCUUGUAAAUUGUAAUGUAAAUUAAGGUACUGUAGAUAGGUUUUAUUUUGCGAGACUUUAUUUUCGCAUUGAUACAAUGCUGUAUUUAUUGAUCAAUGAGACAUAACUUUCUUAGAUCACUAUAUUUAUUGCUUAAGUUUUCCAGGGCUUGAAGCUAACUUUUUAGGUCACCAGUCCAGCCAGACUGAUGGGGUAUAAUUUCAACCAGUCCGCAGAAAAAUUUACCAGUCCAACAGAGUUUUCGAGAAAUAAUUAAACAUAUUUUGUUAAUGUUGUUUAAAAGAAAUUUAACUCAGUAUGCCUCAGACAAUAUUGUAACACUUAAAUGUAGGAUAUAAAACAUCAAAGCAUGCCAAAUGUGUGUAUAAAAUAUCAUAAGUAUAUUUUCCAAAAUGAUGCUUUAGAAAAAUUAACCUGUCCCAUCGGACUGACUAAAACAAAUGUCAGUCAGUCCGCCAGGCUUUUAACCAGUCACGGGCUGAUGAGCAUAUGUUAAUUUCAAGCUCUGUCUUCUAUAUAUAAGAGUUUUUUGUGAGAACUAAAUUUUCGUGAAUGGUUACUCUCGCGAAAUUAUGUGUAAAUAAUGUUCUCGUGAAUAAAAUGUGAUUUACAGUACUUUCGAGAAUGUGAAAUGCGUCCAACGUAUUCUCUGUGUCGGUUCCACAUAGAAAUGGUUUGUUUCUGAGACAACACUGGACACCUUGUUGGUUAUUGAACUCUUAGAAUGUGCAUGUAACAUUGCCAAAUGUUAACUGUGCUGUAUCUGUGCAAUAUUGUAGUUAUUUAAUCAACGAUGUUGUUUUUGAUGAAUAAAGUGUUAAACACGGUU
Molecule: messenger RNA, 6396 nt
Organism: Ostrea edulis (European flat oyster)
Lineage: Eukaryota; Metazoa; Mollusca; Bivalvia; Ostreida; Ostreidae
Product: sorting nexin-30-like
Exons: 11
Coding region: 38-1546 (502 amino acids)
Molecular function (GO): phosphatidylinositol binding
Source: RefSeq, a predicted model, not a curated record